Messenger RNA from Pistacia vera, 1328 nucleotides. Its product is annotated as protein S-acyltransferase 11. Gene Ontology annotation, molecular function: palmitoyltransferase activity. The record is from RefSeq and is a predicted model, not a curated record. NCBI's taxonomy places the organism in Eukaryota, Viridiplantae, Streptophyta, Magnoliopsida, Sapindales, Anacardiaceae. The transcript is spliced from 4 exons. The coding region runs from base 197 to 1219 and encodes 340 amino acids.
ACAUAAUUUAAUGGGGACUGCGGACGGCCUUCACAGAUUUGACCUUCAAGGGGCGAUGAUGAUGUAUUAUAAUUGUAAAUAUUUAGCGCUCAGAUUGGUCCAUCCAGAAGCCCAAGCCAAGUCGGAGAACGAAUAACGUUUUCGUUCUCUCUCCACUUCGCUCGCCUGGGCUCUACCUUCAACACCACAGCCACGCAUGGCCACUUCGGCCGAUGAACACUUUGUGACAACGGUUGAUAAUGUUAUGGAGCCAACAUGCUGGGGUUGUGGAUUGCUUCUUAUUCUUCCAUCUUACACACCUACUUUUAAGUGUGGUUGGUGUGGAGCCAUAACAAGUCAAAACAUAUGGAAACAGGAAAGCAAGUACUCUUGUUGGAGACGUUUGCGUGACCGGUGCUUUGUUUGUGUCCUCCUUGUAUUUAUGCUCUUUGUGAUAUGUGGUGGAGUGUGGGCGGUGUAUCCUGUUAUUUUCUCAAUUAGCUACUUUUAUGGGGUUUUUCACUUGACCAUCGCGAUAGUCCUGUCUAUAUCUACACUUUCUACUUUCAGCCUUGCAGCAUUCUGCUGUGCUGGCACACCGCCGAGCAUUAUGUGGGGUAGCUAUCCACUUGUGGGGAGUGGUGACCUUGAAAACUAUACCUUCUGUCACUAUUGUUCAAAGCCAAAAUCUCCUAGAAGUCAUCACUGCCGGACAUGUGGAAUUUGUAUACUGGAUAUGGAUCAUCACUGCCCAUUUAUUGGGAACUGUGUUGGUGCAGCUAAUCACCGGCACUUCAUCACCUUCCUCAUUUCAACAGUUGUCAGUACGAUUUACGUUGCAAUCAUGUCUAUAAAUGUGGGGUUGCAAAUCUGGCCGCCAUUAACGUUGAGUUCUCAUAACCGCUUACACGGGUCCAGUACUGAUAUGGCUUUGACAAUCAUGAGGGAAAUCAUUCUUGCUUUGCUGAACUCUGCAGAGCUUUUGUCUACAAGAGGUCUUCUUCUUAUUUAUCUUUUUGUUGCUUGUAUUUCUGUAAAUGUCGGGUUAAGUGUACUUCUGUGGCAGCAGCUGUGUUUUAUAUACAAGGGUAACACUUACUUAAGCCAUUUAGCUUCUCAAGGAAGUGAGCAGGAUGGAGUAAAAGAUUGCCAAAAUCUUUUUCGUUUUUUUGGUUGCUCAUAUUCUGUUUCCAGAUACUUGCCUAUCAUUCGCACUUCUCCUAAAACACACAAGAAAUGAAAAGAGAUAUGUAGACAGUAAAAAGUGGAUAUCUUCUUUAUCUGCUUUGUAAUUUAAUCUUUCUUUUGUUAAUGGGGUGUUUUUUAUUUUAUUUUUUUCAUUUUUUUAA